UAUUUGAUCCCGACUUCUCUGAUCCUCCCCUUCUUCCAGUGUCCCCCCCUCUUAUCUCCUGAAAAGACAUAUCAUGUGUAGUCACUCUGCAAAUGCGCAGUUUGGUGUGUAUUGCUAGAAAGAGUGCAUGUGAUCAGCGCAGGACCAAUAAGCACUGUCCAGACAGAGGUCAGGGGUUCUGCAUCUUCCUAGAGCAGAAUGAAAACUCCUCCUACAAACUUUAACAUGUGCUCAGCUGGACACUGAUAGAAGUCACAAGACUGCUCUAACUGCUGAUGAGAAAAGGUAUUUAGCAGUUUAUAUUUACUAA
This is a messenger RNA of Staurois parvus, 310 nucleotides long. The record is from the annotation of a GenBank genome assembly. NCBI's taxonomy places the organism in Eukaryota, Metazoa, Chordata, Amphibia, Anura, Ranidae.